Messenger RNA from Salvia hispanica, 550 nucleotides. Its product is annotated as transcription factor ILI5-like. Lineage: Eukaryota; Viridiplantae; Streptophyta; Magnoliopsida; Lamiales; Lamiaceae. Gene Ontology annotation, molecular function: protein dimerization activity. The record is from RefSeq and is a predicted model, not a curated record.
ACUUCAACACAAACACUCACUCCCUUACUGAGUAUUGCGUGUGAGAAAGAGUGAUGUCGAGCCGACGAUCUGCAAGAGCUUCGAGAUUCACCGAAGACGAGAUCAACCACCUCAUCUUCAAACUACAUGCAUCCUUGCAGCAUCACUCAAACUCAACAUGUAAUAAAAAGAGAUCGGCAGCAAAGAUUUUGAAAAGGACAUGCAAUUACAUAAAGAAACUGCAGAGGGAGGUGGAUGAUCUAAGUGAUCAACUUUCUCAACGUUUGGCUUCAGGAGAUAUCAAUGCAGCUGAUGCAGACAUCAUUACUAGACUUCUACAGCUUUAAUAAGUUUCUAUACUAUUACAAAACGCGUUUCAUCUUUUAAAUAAAUGUUCAUAUUUUGACUUGUAUUCUUAGUGCUAUAGAGUAUUUUAAUACAAGAUCCCGGUGUGUGUGGUGCUAUAUUUUUCGAGAAGAAAGAUUAAUGUUGUUGAGGUUUAAUGGAUGUACUCAUGUAAUAUUUCAUGUUGAUAUACAUAGAAUAAUGAUAAACGUACACAUUACGCAUA